AUGUCGUCGCGAAAUUUUUCUCGUGGUCCAAGGGACCCACGUGCCGAACACGUUGAUUCUCGCGUCGACUAUUUCGCAAACGGGCGAUUUUAUGAGUUAGACAGUUGGGAUCGUUCCCGUUCAGUUUUUGAUAAUCGCACUCGUUUCCGCUCGGACGACAGGGAGAGAUUUUGUUACCCUAGCUUUCGUGAGAGAUCGCCUUUGAGGCGUCCACGGUACGUCGAUCCGAAUGUUCAGUAUCCGCCUGUUCAGUAUCCGCCUGUUCAGUAUCUUGACGAGGGCGACAUUCGGGGCCCACCGGCUGAUCAAGACUUUUACAUUCGUGAUCCUGCUAGUGCUUAUGACGCUUAUUUCGAGUGUGACUAUGACCCCCGAUCCUACCCGACUCACAGUGAAGCUGAGCCAGAGGAUGAGUAUUACAGUGAUACCCCAAGAGAAGACGACUGGGCUGAGUACGAUCACGCGGGGGCAAUUGAUCGCGGUCGCCCUUGGCGCCCGCAAACUGGCGUUCGUUUUACGACGGAUCAGUCGCCGAUAUCCGUCGAGUUACCGACCCUCUCAGAAGAAGCGCAGUCAGUGGCAGGCCCAUCCAAUGGUAAUCAGGGCUCAGAUCCUAGGCGGGUGGAAGACGUAGUUGCCGUCAUCAACGCUUCGCCUCCACCAGUGGUACCCAAAGCAAUCUGUGAUGAAAUAGCGUCACUUUUAUCCGUCGGCGUUUCAACCGAACAGUCCAAGUUUACUUCAAAAGAAUUCCCACUAGUGUACGAGGUGAGUGACUUCUCACUUAUGCCUCCCAAGCUGGAUGCAUGGAUGAGUCGCCGAUCUAAGGAUAAAGGCGUUUUGAAAGCGGUCAAUGUAAAGGAAGAAGCUUUAAUUAGAACCCAGCUGAAAAUCAUGGACAUCGGUCCCCCUUUGAUUGACCUUUAUGCUCGGCUGGCUAAAAUGGAAGAGGCUACGACAAGUGAUAUGCGCCGCUCGGUCCAGGCGGCCUUGCAGCAGUGGGGUCGUGCUUUUGCCCACGUUUCAAAGAAACGUCGGGAGUCUGUUGUGCAUUUUACGGACCCCAGAGAGGAAUAUCUUUUGAAAGACGAUAGCUGCUUUGCUACCGAGCGAGAGGACGGAGAGGAGGGGGCGAUCCCAGAGGCGGUCGCGGACGCGGGAAUCCCAACCCAAGAAGCGCACCCCAUCGUAUCGAUUAGUCUUAAAGUGGGCGCUCGAUUAAGUGUUUUCGCUGACAAAUGGUCAGAAAUUACCGACGAUCCCUGGGUUUUGAAGACGAUAUCUAACGGCCUUAAGAUCGAUUUUUUGUCAGAACCAUUCCAGCGCUCAUCACCGCGUGAUGUGGUAAUGUCAGACGAGAUGCGAGCUGUUUGCCAGACGGAAAUUGCGAGUUUAUUGAAAAAAGGGGCGGUUAAAGAGAUCACUGACGAGUCGGGGGGUUUCAUUUGUUCUUUCUUUUGUGUACCGAAGAAGGUUGAUGGUUUCAGACCGAUCGUCAAUUUGAAACCACUGAACAAAUAUAACUAUGCGUGGGACCCGAGCGUAGUUAUUAAUUACAUGUCCAAGUUAGGCAACAAUGCGUUUAUUCCCCUCCCAUCAUUGACGAAGAAGACAGCGGUUUUGCUGGCCUUGGCAUCGCUUCUCCGUGUUUCGGAGCUGGCCGCCAUCGACUAUCAGUCGGUUAUAUUUUCGGAAGACGAUGUCAAAUUCACUCUGCUAAGAAUAAGAAAAUCACAGCGCGGGGGUCCAUUGCAGUCCGUCAUUAUCCCUAAACUAUUGGAUGCGAAUUGCUGCCCGGUUCAAGCUCUCAAAGCCUACGUUGAUCGCACGUCUACGAUUAGGGAAUCAAACAUUAAACAGCUAUUCGUGUCGACCAUUGCACCCCAUGCGGGUGUUACAGCCAACACUAUGAGUAAAUGGAUACGCUCCGCGCUCAAUGUAUCCGGAGUGGACACGUCAAUUUUUAAAGCACAUUCCACACGAGGAGCGGCUGCUUCGAAGGCUUCAGCGUCGGGAAUAUCGACUGAUGAGAUCUUGAAGGCCGGCCAUUGGAAGUCUGAAUCUACUUUCGGUAGAUUUUACAAAAGAGUGAUUGCGCCUUCGAUUGUUCCGGCGGUAUUCCGGCAUGAUCAGGGUCGAAAACGGGGUCUGAGCAGUAACCAGGAGUAA
Daphnia magna is the source of this 2169-nucleotide messenger RNA. RefSeq lists its product as uncharacterized. Gene Ontology annotation, molecular function: DNA binding. The record is from RefSeq and is a predicted model, not a curated record. Lineage: Eukaryota; Metazoa; Arthropoda; Branchiopoda; Diplostraca; Daphniidae. The transcript has 6 exons. Gene Ontology annotation, biological process: DNA recombination; DNA integration. Bases 1 to 2169 code for a protein of 722 amino acids.